AUGAAGACUUCUAACUUCCUCGCUCUUGCCGCGCUUCUCAUUUUAACCACCCCGGCGCAGGCCAACAUUGGCCAGGGGGCAAAAUUGGCAUUCGAUCUCUUCGGAGAAGGAAUCGGCUCCCUCUUCGUUCACAUAUUCGGCGGAAAGCGUGAUAUCAGCCCCAUUGAGGGGCACAUCAUCAGUCGCGACCCUCCCCCCGGUGUUCCGGCAUUCGAAUAUGAGCGCUGUCGCAAUGACAUUUCGGGAGUGUCCGUCACGGCUACCUCCCCCGGCCCUGGUUCGGUUCAAUUUGUCGGGGUUCCAGCCAGCUGCAUGAACCUGGCUACAGUCCUUAUUGGAGACCCCGUCAAUGGCCCCUAUCCUUUGCCCUGCGGCUCUGACUGCCUGGUGUACAACAACCUGUCGCAGCAGCAAUUUGACGAUCUUGUCGCUGCUCUGAGGGCGAAUGCCUCGUGA
Verticillium alfalfae VaMs.102 is the source of this 456-nucleotide messenger RNA. RefSeq lists its product with no specific name. The transcript has 2 exons. Lineage: Eukaryota; Fungi; Ascomycota; Sordariomycetes; Glomerellales; Plectosphaerellaceae. The record is from RefSeq and is a predicted model, not a curated record. Bases 1 to 456 code for a protein of 151 amino acids.